GACUGCAUUGCUGCUCUCUAUCAGUCCCUGGGGUUGUCCGAUGGAGCAGAGUUUUCUGCAGAGGACGUGAGUCUCCUCUACCUCAAAGUGUGUCAUGCUCCCUCCAGCACCAGUGAGGCACAUGCAGCCAUGAAAAAGAUAGCAGGAGGUGACAGUAGCUGGUCCUGUACUGGUAGAAAUGUUUUGGAUGUACUUUUGGAAAUGGAAAGAGAGAGAGAAAGGAAGGAAAUGGAGUACCGUGACAGAGCGAGGAAGACGAGGAGGCUAAAGAAAGCAGCCAAGCAGUGCUGGGUCCGAUUAGCAUCACAGGGGGUGCAAAGCAUAUUGCCUUCUCACUCACAGGACCAAAGGUUUGGCACUGGAGAUCAGGCAUGGGGCUACGUCUCCUUAUCAGACAUCCUCCUAUUAGUGGCAUUCAAGUAUGAUGUGGUGACCCACUUACUUUAUACAGAAAUGCUUCAGGAGCACUACACUGAGCAUGUUUGGGAUACACUUUUGCCAUGGCAACAGUAUAUGGAAGUGGAAGUGCUGGAGGAUCUUGCAGAGGAAGCUCUGGAGUCUGUUGACAUGCUCCGCUUGGCUAUGCUGCCCGGGGCGUUCAGGAUAUACAAGUCCUGUCUGGAUACAUCUUUGAAAAGCUGUGCAGAUUUCGGGGAGCAGUCCUGGUCUGCGGUUUCAUUCCUGAAUGACUUGCACACAUUUCGGCAACAAGAACAAAACACGCUGUCCGCCAUGUGCCAGAGGAUGCAGGGAGACACUCUGAAACUGCUGUUUCUCUACAUCUGGCUCGCAACUCUGCGAGCACAGAGGGAGAAAAUGUCCUACGGCGCUCUUCUGGCAGCACGACAGUCUUGGGACACGUGGCCACAGGUGGUUGCUCCAUGCAGAGCAGAACUGGCUGCUCUGCUGCUCCACGGCCAAAAGGAGGAGGAGGAGAAGGGGGGGAAAGAUGACUUUGUGACACCACAGCAAGAUGCAGUAAUAGUGCUGCUGGUCCUGAGUCAGGAGUUGGAGAGGAAGCACCUGGUCAAGUUGAUACAUGAGGUCUCCCUGGAGGAUUUGGAAGUGUCAGGUUGCACAAUGCCCCCCGAUGAUGUCAGUGAGCAAGAAGCUAUGAAGGCCAGCUGUAUUAAAAGGCUGAGGGAAAUUAAUACGUGGCAGAAGACACAACAGGGGAGUUCAACCCCUUCGAAGCAAACAAACUCUCAGACCCAAAUGCUGGGCAAAGGGUCCCAAAUUCAGCUGGGAGAUGGUGCUCUGCUCCUUCUGACCCAUCUAAUGGAGCUUCAAGAGGUCCAAGCCUCGGCCUUACUGGAAGCCCUGGUGGACGGGAAUUCUCAACGUAUCCAAGGCCUACGGGAUAAAUAUGAAGAUGAAAUUAAAGCAGCGCGCUUCCCCAGCCUGCUCCACCUCCUGACCUCUGAUCCCUCCCCAACCUCUUGUCCAAUGCUGAUUCCAAACUUGAAUGAAAAUAGUACCACUGAGCCGAGAAUGUGUCAAACUGAAAAUGGCAGAUCAGCAGAAGCGACGGCGGCCGAUUCAAACAAAAAGGCCGGCGUCGUGAUGAAUGAGGUCCAAACGGCAGAUGGUUUGGACAGACACGAUGUCUGUUCAGGUUGUGGAGCUGUCAUAGAGGAUCUGCCCUACUUGGAAAUCCUGUGCGCUCCAGAUGCACAGGGUGACGCUCACGAUGGCCUCUCUGCAGAGGGAGAUCCCACUGAAGAAGAAGAGGGCAGUGUGACCAACACCUCCCAGAGCUGUCAGAAACAAGGGUCUCUGAUCACACUUGCGUGGAGCAAACGGCUCGAAACAGAAGCUGAACCCCAGCGUCAGGAUGGUGAGAGCAGAAGGAACCAAAUCCAGUCGACAGAAUGUGAGCAAACAGUUCACAACCGAGAUGGAGAAGAGUUGAACAGCAGAGCACACCAUGACUCACCAUCUGCAGAUCAACAGAACAAAGCUAUAGAACAGAUGAUAUUAAACAAAAGACCAAAUGGUGAUCAGUCUAAUGAGAAAGAAGACUCAUCAAAAAGUGAUCAGGUAUCAAUGGUGGCAGACAGUCUGCAGAAUGUGCAGCAACAUCCUGUGGCUGACUCCUCAGAGCACGCUGGUCACCCCUGUUCUGAAACUUCCAAUCACACGGCACCUAACGAGAUGCCAGAGGUGGAAAUGUGUCCAACUGAAGCUAAGCCUGAACAGUGGGGGUUCAGAGAGCCUGAGCUCUCGGACCGCGAGGAGCUGAUCCCUUGUCAAGAAUCAACAGUACGACGGUUGCUACAUCUUCGAGAAUGUGAGGUUUCGGGAGACGGUAGUCUCUCAAAGGGUGCUGCCAAGAGGGUGUCCCCUCCGAUGGAAAGAGAAGCGGUGUCUACAAUGGAAAGGGAAAAAACAAUGCGCAGCCUGGUGGACAUGCAGAGAAAGGUUGAACAGAGACAGCAGAGAGACAGAGAGCGGCAGCUGCUCAGGGUUCAGGAGCGUCUGUCAAUCAUCCAGAACAGGAAGGCAGAAGAGGACCUACUGGGCCUUAACCACACAGACAGAAUAAAGCAGCUCACACAAGAUCUACCAACGGAGGAUAAGAGCCAGCAGAAAACUGUUGUCAGAGAGCGACUGGAGCAGCUCCGCAGAGAGCGCUCCUACAUCAUGCAGUCCAGAAGGGACAGGAAUACAGCAGGAUUUAAGGAACUCCUGGCUCCAGUUACUCUGCAUAGCAGCGUGGUAGAUGAAGGAUCAGAUUGA
Messenger RNA from Menidia menidia (Atlantic silverside), 2739 nucleotides. Lineage: Eukaryota; Metazoa; Chordata; Actinopteri; Atheriniformes; Atherinopsidae. The record is from the annotation of a GenBank genome assembly.